Messenger RNA from Coregonus sp. 'balchen', 3761 nucleotides. Lineage: Eukaryota; Metazoa; Chordata; Actinopteri; Salmoniformes; Salmonidae. The record is from the annotation of a GenBank genome assembly.
CUGUGUGUCAUCCUGGAGCCCAUGCAGGAGCUCAUGUCCAGGCACAAGACCUACAACCUCAGCCCUCGGGACUGUCUGAAGACGUGCCUGUUCCAGAAGUGGCAGAGAAUGGUGGCCCCGCCAGGUAACGGUUAUACUGCCUUGCUAACCAAACACACUUUAAAUGGCACCAUAUUCCAGAUAUAGUGCACUACGGGACACAGACAGUUAGUGAGUGCAUACAUUAUUCUUUUUAUAUAUAUAUAUAUAUAUAUAUAUUAAUUUUCUUUACUGACCCCCCGUGGGAAUCGAACCCACAACCCUGGCGUUGCAAACGCCAUGCUCUACCAACUGAGCUACAUCCCUGCUGGCCAUUCCCUCCCCUACCCUGGACGACGCUGGGCCAAUUGUGCGCCGCCCCAUGGGUCUCCCAGUCGCGGCCGGCUACGACAGAGCCUGGAUUUGAACCAGGAUCUCUAGUGGCACAGCUAGCACUACAAUACCACUGCGCCACUCGGGAGAUAUAAUGACAAUGGUUAGAUUGUUACAUUUCUAGAGGCCAUGUUGAAAGAACAGAGAAUGUAAUGAAUUGGUAUUUCUAAAUAUGUAUUAUAUUGCGUAAUACCUCAAAUGUGUUCUCCCUGUCAGGAAUCAGGAAAUCUAUCAGGAAUUCCUCUGGAAUUUUUAUUUGAAUAGACUGUAACUGGCCAUUUCAGGGUUUUAUGAUUGAUGUUCGAAGGCUGGUUCUUGAAAAAUAGUUGGCUUAAACUGGCUGUGCAGUAUUAAAGCUGGAGUAGAAAUGAGAAGGAGUUUUUGAAAUAUUCAAGGGCUGCAAAUUACUGCAAUGUUCGCCAGGGCAUGACAAGACGUCUUAAAAAAGCAACACAAGUAGAAAGCCUUUGACUCAGACCUGUGUAGUGUGUGAGGCUUGUGAGCUUUAAUUAAGGGUGCCUGGUGUAAUCAAACUACAAGAUCCAACUCCCUCGCUGAUAGCUCCCCAGAGGUUUGUAUUCUCACUUUGGAUAAAAAUGUUGUUUUCACUGUCAAUGAACGUAGAAUCUUCUUGAACAGACGCUUUGAAAAAGGAGAAGUUGAACUGUCAAUGUCUAAUUGUGCACAAGGAGAUACAUCUCUGUUCAAUUCCAUGUUGUAUAGUAUCAGGGUUCAGUGAAAAAUGUUUAAGAUGCCAAACGUAUCAGCUGUAUAGGAGCUGAUAGCAGCUUUGGGAUCCAGAACCCUCUGUGUAUGUCUUUACAUAUUGCCUUGACUCAAUACCUAUUUCACUAGUGGACUUUAUGCUUAACAUUGUAUUGGGUGUAUAGCAAAGUUAUAAGAAUGGUAACUUUUAUCAUUUGAUACAGAUCUAGGAUCAGUUUAGCUGGUCAUAAAUCUUUCGUGUGCCACUACAGUUCGUCUGUCCGCCUGUGUUUUUAAAGGAAACCAAACUGAACUAAGCUGGUCUAAUAAUUGUGUAAUUGUGGUUUCCUUAUUAGUCAAGUUUGUCAUCUUUCCUCCAAUUCUUCUCGGACCUGGAAAAUUGUUAUGUUUUAGCGAGGAAGGAAGCACGGAUGCAUUUAUGCACUGAUAAGUCUUUUUGAUGGAAAUGGACGGGUUUUAGUGCGUCAUUUGUUCGACAUCGACGUAAACAGUCGUGAUGCCAGAGAAGGUUGUUUCUGACAAUGGACAUCAUGUUCCUGUACCCGGGUUUGUCAAAGUAGUGGAUGGGAAUUGGUAAUAGACUUGUCACAGUUUUGAUCGUUUCUCGUGACAACCUUAGACAUUACAAUUGAGUAGUAAUAGAGAAGUUGAUUUGUUUCUGGGUGCAGAGAUCACACUUUUGAUAAUAAUAGGUGUAUGUUCCUCAGUUAUGUUAUCUUUUCAGAUAAAUUAUAUGUCGCUGGUUGCCUUUGAAUGCUAAAGCAUCUCCCUUGGUGUGAUUAGUAUAAGACAUGCAUUUCAUUUUCAGACAUAUUUUUGAAGAUCACAGAAAUGUUGUUUUUCCCCCACUGAGAUUCAGAGGAAUAACAUUCUCUCUUACAAACACUUGGUGAAAAUAGCUAAAUACAUUUAUUCAUAAAUUAUGUAAAUCAGAAACAGAUGUAAGUGCUGUUAAGAUCUCUACUUAACCUAUUUUAUUACCUUACACAAAAUUAAUGAUCAAGGAUAUACACUUUAUUUAAUUUCAUAUUUUAUUAAUUAAUUAAAUGUCUAGCUCAUAAUAAAUAAAUAAAAACAUAAUUGUACAAGAACUAAUAAUGUUUUUCAACAUUUACUUCUACAGUAAUAAUGUUGAGACAACAUCUUUGUCUGUACAUUGCAGUGAAUGUACAGCUUUUUUCUCCUUCAUUCGCUGUUGUCAUUUCUGGUCUCUCUCUCUCUCUCUGAUAUUUAAUUAUUUAAAAUAAUGAAUCACAUCAAUAAAACAAAACUCAUUUUGGCUCUGGUUUCAGCUGGACACCCACAGAACUUCAAAACAGAAAUAUUCCCCACAAAUCACAAAAAAGGUACCUUUUCUGUCUUCCUAUAGUUUUCAAUAGAGAUAGAAGUAGUCUAGGAGAGUGCAUUCUAUUUUCUCUCUGAACGGAAUGCCAUGAAAUACAUUGUUGUGUACUUUUCGUCAUGAAUGCUCAACAACCGUCUAAAAAACGAAGACGAAAUUAGAUGACUGCAUGUCACAUACAGUAUGUCAUACUAAGUCACUAUGAAAUUCUAAAUCAUUGACCUGAAAUGUUUGCUAAGACACCACACUGUGCAUCACCACUUCAUAUGGUGACGCAAACAAACAAACAAACAAUCUGACUCACAAAGACAAUUCACAGCAAUACAAAUAAAUCAAUUAAAUGCAUAAAACAUAUACGCUGGGAGUCAGGAAGCAGGUGCAGAAGGUGAGUUUAAUAAAGAAACGAUACCGAUGAAAAAACAUGAGAAGCGUACAGAACGUGAGAAAAAACUAAACCAAUACUGCCUGAAGACUGUGGCUACUGAGGGCUAAAUAAAGGGGAAGUAAUCAAGGUAAUGAUGAAGUCCAGGUGUGCAUAACGAUGGGGAACAGGUGUGCGUAAUGUGGGUUGCCAGGAACGGUGGUUAGUAGACCGGCGACGUUGAGCGCCAGAGAGAGGGAACGGGAGUAGGCGUGACAAGGUGGUGUUAUCUCUCACAGUAGAGUCGUUUUAUAAAAGAUGGUGUUAUCUAUCACAGUAGAGUAGUUUUAUAAAAGAUGGUGUUAUCUAUCACAGUAGAGUAGUUUUAUAAAAGAUGGUGUUAUCUAUCACAGUAGAGUAGUUUUAAUGUGGGCAGGCUAUUGAGGAUUGUACAAUACCAAGGUCAUUAAGGCAUUCACAUUAAGUCAAGCAGCACGUUCUAUUGUUGAGCAUUUAUACACAUGAAACAGGGGUUCUUUCUAACUAGUGCAUGUCUUGGGAGAUGUUAACGCCUUUUGAUUUCACCUCUGAUAUUAACAAAGCAUGGAUAAUUUUUGUUGUUGUUGCGUGUUGUACGUAUUGUGCAUGUGUCUGUCUGUGCAUUCUUGCAUGGGUGCAUGUGUGUGUGCAUGUCAAUAUACACGUAUGUACUUUAUGAGUUACCCCCACCUUGGUGUAUGCAUUAUGUUGUCCGCCAUGGCUCUUUUUUCCUUUGCUGGUCGUGCCAAAGCUGAGCCAACGAGACAGACGACGACGAAGAGGAGGAAAAGGAAGAACUCUGCCAGCAGCGCCAACAGCAGCGUGGGCAACGCCAACAGUAAGAAGAGAAGCCCUGCCAGCAACUUCAGCCUCUCCAGUCAG